AUGGCACGUUACCGUCUGGUCUCAGGUCUCCCAGAGCCGCUUGCCCCGCUUCCUCGCUCGCCUGCGCCGAUGUGCACUCCUUGCGUCGAGGGUCGGCAGCACGCUGCCCCUCACUCCUCCUCGUUCCCCCCCACCACGGCUCCCUUCCAGACCCUGCACUUGGACGUCUUGGGCCCCUCCCCGGUCCUUGGACCACGUCAGGAGCGCUACUUCCUGAUUGUGGUGGACGACUACUCCCGUUACACCACGGUUUUCCCUUUGCGACGGAAGGCCGACGUGCCUACCGUCCUCGAGCCGUGGCUACUAGCGUGGGGUGGCGCCCAGGGCCUGUGUGGGCUCCGCCUACACUCGGACCGUGGUGGUGAGUUUUCUUCCACUCGCCUGGAGACGUUCUGUCAGGGUCGGGGGAUCAUCCAGUCUUACACGCUACCAGCCUCGCCGCAGCAGAACGGGGUAGCCGAGCGACGCAUCGGCCUGGUCAUGGAGGUUGCCCGGACCUCCAUGUGCCAUGCCGGUGGCCCCCAGUUCUUGUGGCCUCAGGCAGUCCGCUACGCCGCGCACCAGCUGAACCUGUGGCCCAGUGACGCACGGCCACGGGUGACGCCGGUCUCCCUUUGGACAGGUUCUCCGGGCGUAGCAGCUGACUUCCGCGUCUGGGGUUGUCUGGCUCACGUUCGCGCCCCUGGCGCGAACAAGUUGUCUCCGCGCACUCGUGCCUGCGUCUUUCUUGGCUUCACGUUGGACGCCUCCGGCUGGGUGUUCUACGACCCGGUCACCUACCAGUUCUUCGCUUCUCAGGACGUCACGUUCGACGAGUCUGUCUGUUACUACAGGAGUCGCCCCCACCGAGGUACUGAGGCCUUUUUCCCCCCGCUGUUCCUCACCCUUGAGCCCCCACCAGUCGCCUCGGUAGCCCCCCCCCCUUCGCGUCCUGCCCCGUCAGGUGUGUCGCACGUCACUCCGCAGUCGUCCCCCCCGCAGCGUCCAGUCCCUGUCAUGUCUGGGGGUGCGGGACGUGCAGUUGCGGAGGGUGAGGGUACUGGGGCUGCACGAGCUGGUGGUGUCGGCUCUUGGGGUGCAGGGGUUGUGGGCGUGGAGGUCACUCCUGUGGAGGACACGGCAGCCUCUAGUCGGCGGCCUCGCCCCGCCUCACCCCCUGGCUUCCCGUCCGUCCCGCAGUUUCCUCCUCGUUCUUCUCUGCGGCCGGUUGCUGCGGAGCUUGGGGGUGUUCCUGCGGGAGGUACUGGAGGCCCCGGGGGUGUCGGUGGUGGAGGUGCUGGUUUUGGGGCGUCUCCUCCAGUUGGAGAGGGAGGAGCGUGA
Closterium sp. Naga37s-1 is the source of this 1320-nucleotide messenger RNA. The record is from the annotation of a GenBank genome assembly. NCBI's taxonomy places the organism in Eukaryota, Viridiplantae, Streptophyta, Zygnematophyceae, Desmidiales, Closteriaceae.